Molecule: messenger RNA, 1817 nt
Organism: Anopheles cruzii
Lineage: Eukaryota; Metazoa; Arthropoda; Insecta; Diptera; Culicidae
Product: histone acetyltransferase KAT8-like
Exons: 2
Coding region: 1-1665 (554 amino acids)
Biological process (GO): regulation of DNA-templated transcription
Molecular function (GO): histone acetyltransferase activity
Source: RefSeq, a predicted model, not a curated record
AUGGUGGCGCAGAGAUCACUCCGCGGCAACGCGGAAAGUGAGAAGGAAAACAAAGCAAGCGUCGGCGGUGGCGAUGCGGCGUCGGUCGGUGGUGGCUCACCGCCCUCGGAUGAGGUUUCAGCCGGCUCCAGACCAACGCGCAGUAAACCGUCCGAUAUGGCCGGUGCCGAGGCGGCUCGAAGUGUUGCCGCUUCACCGGACGCACCGGACGGAAGCAGUGAUGGAAUGAAGGAAGAAGAGGACGACAAGUUGUUGGUGAUCGGAGAUGAUUAUAUGGUGCAGCGACAGGAUGGAUCCUGGCACCAGGCGCAACUCAUCCAAUCGCGCCAAAAUCCGUGCGAUCCGAAGCAACAGGAGUAUUACAUUCACUACGAGGGCCUGAAUCGCCGGUUGGACCAGUGGGUGACACGGGACCGUAUUUCGAGUGAUCCGAUGCCCGGUUCCAGUCCCACCGGAGACCGUGUGGUGGGGACUGGUGUGGCCGUAGGCACCGUACCACCCGUGGCGGUCGAUGGAGGAGGGACGGCACGCAAAAGCCCUCUAGGAACAUCCAGCACUCCGAACGCGAAAGAUACGACGGUGGGAGUUACGGUCGCGGCGGCCAGAUUGGGGUUGAAACCGAGUUCGAAGGAAGCGGCCAAUUUGCUGCAACCGGCAGAUGUUGCACUGUCCGCGGACGGUGAUACGGAUAGGAAGAUUACGCGCAACCAGAAACGGAGACACGACGAGAUCAAUCAUGUGCAAAAGACGUACGCCGACAUGGAUCCGACGACCGCGGCGCUCGAGAAGGAACACGAAGCCAUCACGAAGGUGAAGUACAUCGACAAGCUGCGCAUCGGACGGUACGAGAUCGACACGUGGUACUUUUCGCCGUACCCGGAGGAGUACGGCAAGGUGGGCACGAUGUACGUGUGCGAGUACUGCCUGCGCUACAUGCGGCUGGCCAAGACGUUGCGCGAGCACCGGGCCACCUGCACGCACCGGCAACCGCCGGGCAACGAGAUCUACCGGAAGGGCACGAUUUCGAUCUUCGAGAUCGAUGGCAAAGACCAUCGGUUCUACUGCCAGACGCUCUGCCUGAUGGCGAAGCUGUUUCUCGACCACAAGACGCUCUACUACGACGUCGAUCCGUUCUACUUCUACGUGCUGUGCGAGAUCGACCGUGACGGGCAGCACAUUGUGGGGUACUUUUCGAAGGAGAAAGAAUCGCCCGAGGGCAACAAUGUGGCGUGCAUCCUGAUCUUGCCACCGUACCAGCGGAAGGGCUACGGCAAGCUGUUGAUUGCGUUCAGCUACGAGCUGUCACGGCGCGAAGGCAUCAUCGGGAGCCCGGAGAAGCCACUGUCGGAUCUCGGGAAGCUUAGCUACCGGAGCUACUGGGCGUACACGUUGCUGAAGCUGAUGAAGGACUACCGGACGACGACGAUCAAGGAGCUGAGCGAACUGUCCAGCAUCACGCAGGAGGACAUUAUCUACACGCUGCAGUCGAUGAACAUGGUCAAGUACUGGAAGGGUCAGCACGUGAUCUGCGUCACGACGAAGGUCAUCCAGGAGCAUCUGCAGAUGCCACAGUUUAAGAAACCGAAACUGAUGGUUGAGCCGGCCUACCUUAAGUGGACACCCCAGAAGCGCAACAUUCCCGUGAAGCAGGUGAAGAAGAACUAGGGGACGAAGCCGCUCUAGCGCUGCGCCAUCUCGACACCACACUAUCCCCUCGUCGGUCGUCGAUUCGAUUUGUGUCGUGCUUCAACAUUACUUGUAUUUUACGUUUAAACCACUGAACUGUCGCUUUAAAUAUAAAUGUAACUUAAAAAAUA